CCUUUCAGCCUCUAAACCUCACUCCUGUCCUAUUCCUAUUCCCAGUCUGUCGGUGGACACGGGGGUUGUGUCAGUUACUCCCUCGGGGACCGUGGAGGAGAAUGCUACUGAUCCACCCAACCCUGUAGGCCACAGCACAGCUUCCCUCUCCAUUUUUACAUAGCCGUGCUGCAGGUGAAAAGAGGACGGGGAUACAGCACUACUCGAGUUCAAAAUGGCAGACAAGGAUAGCGUGGAGAAAUACCUGGAGAACAACCCGCAGUUCGCCAAAGAAUACUUUGAUAAGAAGUUGCGCGCCGAAGCGCUGACCGCCGCCUUUUCUGCAACUGUUGACGUCAAAGACACCGCUUCCUUCAAGGAUGUUAACUCUGUGCAAGAAUCUGCCAUCAUCUUCGAGCUGGUCCAGGAGUUGCAGAAACAGGGAGAGAUGGAGGAGUCCCUUCACAAAGUGUUUCAGAGAGUUGCCCUGAUCUUACAGGCCGACCGGGUCAGUUUUUACGCAUGCAGGGCGAGAAACGGAAUACCUGAGCUCGCCUCUUGCCUCUUUGACGUGACUCCAACAUCCAAAUACGAGGUGAACAGGGUUCAUCCGCAGGCUGAAAUUGUGUUCCCUCUCGAUAUGGGUGUCGUCGGUUUCACUGCACAUUCCAAAAAGCCACAAAACGUUCCUGACGUCUCAAAGAAUCAAAAGUUCUGUGACUUUGUGGACAAACAGACUGGAUACAAGACUAAAUGCAUGCUCACUUUCCCUCUGGUUGCUGACAAAGAGUGCCUUGGAGUCUGCAUGGCACUAAACAAAAUAGGAGCUGAUGCGUUCACUGAUCAGGAUGUGCUUCUCUUCCACAAGUACAUGAACUUUGCCCAAGUCAUCGCCCUGCAGCAUUACACAAACUACAUGUUCAAUGUGGAGUCCAGAAGGAGUCAGGUGCUGCUGUGGUCGGCCAGUAAAGUUUUUGAGGAGUUGACAGACAUUGAGAGACAGUUUCACAAAGCGCUCUACACUGUAAGGAUCUAUCUAAAUUGUGAACGAUACUCAGUGGGCCUGCUGGACAUGACCAAAGAGAAGGAAUUCUAUGAUGAAUGGCCAGUGAAACUGGGAGAUGUGGAACCCUAUAAAGGACCAAAAACACCAGACGGCAGGGAAAUCAUCUUUUACAAGAUCAUUGACUACCUCCUGGAAGGCAAAGAAGAAAUCAAAGUCAUACCUGGUCCACCUGCAGAUCACUGGGCUCUAGUUAGCGGCCUACCGACCUACGUUGCAGAGAAUGGCUUUAUCUGCAACAUGAUGAACGUGGCUGCAGAUGAUUUUUUCACGUUCCAGAAAGAGCCUGUGGAUGACACAGGUUUUGUCAUCAAGAACGUCUUGUCGCUGCCCAUUGUCAACAAGAAGGAAGAAAUUGUGGGCAUCGCCACCUUCUUCAACCGGAAAGAUGGCAAGCCAUUUGAUGAACACGAUGAACAGAUCACUGAGGCCCUAACUCAGUUCUUGGGUUGGUCAGUGCUGGUCUGCGACACCUAUGACAGGCUGAACCGUGUGGAGUACAGGAGAGAAAUCGCCCAGGAGAUGCUCAUGUACCAGACCAAGUGCACCACAGAUGAGCUGCAGUCCAUUCUGAACACCAAAGACAAGUUUGACGCAGACCCCGAAGACUGCGACCCGAAAGAAAUGUACAAACUGUUGAGAGCAACCUGCCCGCCAGCUGACAACGUCAACGGAGAGAAUCUGUACCUGUUCUCCUUCAGUGACUUCCCCGUAUCAGAGUUCGACCUCAUCAAAGCUGGCAUUCGCAUGUUCUUUGAGCUCGGAGUUGUUGAAAAGUUUAAAGUUCCUCCAGAUACAUUGACCAGGUGGAUGUACACCGUGAGGAAGGGUUACCGUUCCAUCACCUACCACAACUGGAGGCACGGCUUCAACGUAGGCCACACCAUGUUCUGCCUGCUGCAGACAGGGAAGCUGAGGAAGUACUACUCCGAUCUAGAUGCCUUUGCCAUGGUAGCUGCUGCUUUCUGCCACGAUAUUGACCACAGAGGGACCAACAACCUCUACCAGACAAAGCAAGUCAAAAUAUGUUAUUGUGUGUGUGGAGGACGUGCGUGCAUGUGUGCGAGUGCACAUCCUCUAGCUAAACUUCAUGGCUCUUCCAUCAUGGAGAGACACCAUUUGGAGUACAGCAAGACGUUAAUGGGUGAAGAGGCGCUGAACAUCUUCUGCAACCUCCAGAAGCGUCAGUUUGAGCAUGUGCAGCACUUGUUUGAUGUCUGCAUCAUCGCCACUGAUCUGGCCCUUUACUUCAAAAAGAGAACCAUGUUCCAAAACAUCGUGAAUGCCACAGAGCCGAUGCCAGAAGAAAAGCAGGCCAUUGAAUAUAUUUCCAACAACCCCGUCAGGAAGGAAAUCGUGAUGGCCAUGAUGAUGACAGGUUGUGACUUGUCAGCUAUCACCAAACCCUGGGAAGUACAGAGCAAGGUGGCUCUGAUGGUCGCUGCUGAAUUCUGGGAACAGGGAGAUUUGGAGAGAUCUGUUUUGGACCAACAACCAAUUCCCAUGAUGGACAGAAACUGUGCCGAACAACUACCCAAGAUGCAGUGUGGUUUCAUCGACUUUGUGUGCUCAUUUGUGUACAAGGAGUUCUCCAGGUUCCACAAAGAGAUCACGCCCAUGUUUGACGGUCUGAACAACAACAGGGCACACUGGAACGAGCAGGCUGAGGUAUACAACGCAAAGAUGAAGGCCAUUGAGGAUCAGAAGAAGAAACUGGAAGAAGAUGAAGCCAAGAAAGCUGGAGGCGACGGAAAGUCAAAAACCUGCAUCAUCUGCUAAAUUCCUUCGAUGCUUGGAUCUGGACUGAUGCGGUCUGGUUAGGAGUAAUCUAGGCUACGCUAGCCUAUUCUGGUCUGACAACUAGUCUAGUUGGGGCUUGACUAGGCAAGCUUGGUCCGGUCUGAUCUACACCAUCGUAGUUCUCUCUGGUUAGGGGCUGUCCAGGCCUGUUUGGUCUGGUCUGGUUCAGUCUAGCCUACUUUAGUCUAGUGUAGUCAGGUCUGGUCUGCAGUCCAGUCUGCAGUCCACCUAACUAUUCUCCAAGGAUCGAAGAGUCAGAAACAAGAAGAAGUAAUGUUGGGACUCUGACUGCAAGAGAAGCCUUUUUGACUCAGAAGACGUGAUGCAUUUGAAACUUCCUCCUUCCACACAGCCAUGAACUUUAAAAACAUAUAUACAUGGACAACAUAGAUUUCCGUUUAACAUAGCAAUAAUCCAAACGCUCAUGACAUGUAUGGUUUAAUCCAUGGUUGGAUAAGCUCAGAUGCUGUAAGCAAAUGUUCCAAGUCUUCAGUAUAAAUAGUUUAACUAGGUGACAGCAUGUGCUGCAUGUGGGGUGUAUACAUGCCAAAGCAAUAGUUUUCUCACAGUUCCUUUUGGCAGUCAGUAAUAACCACACAGUAUAGUAUAUAUAUAUAUAGUUGUGUACGUAGUGCACAAUGCACUCAACUCAGCUGCUGCUGUUUUGGCAGCGGCAGCGGCAGGCCAUGCGUGAGUAUGGGUGGGCAGGGUCAAGGAUCAGAGGAAUUGGGUUAAAAGUCUGUUUUGGCUAAGAGUUCAAAUAGCAUGAGUUGUGGAAUUAUUUUCUUGAACACGAGAGCAGGAAUCUGCGAUCUGAAGGGUCUGUUAAUGCUGUAUGACAACUCUUUGAAACUCAGAUGCAGCGUGUGACAGCGUGCAAUCAACAAGGGCUGAUGUCCCUUACCUCAAAAGGCGCUGAUGAGUUGUGUGAGGGUAUAUUUAUUUUAAUAUGCAAUCUAUCUAUAUAGAAAUAUUUUUUUGGAAUUUUUCAUCUGACAAUUUUGUACUUAAAACAGUCUUCACGGAUGGAGAGUUUGAGACGAGCUUGGGCGUUCGGGAACUGUGAACAAAUGCACGCUAAAAUCACAUGCAGGCAUCGAGAAAAUGUGUUGAAUUUGUGCAACUUUAUUGUCAGCUUUGAAAAACACCUGUAAGCUGUUGUCCUUGUGUCCAACGACCUGGAAAAAUAACUAAAUUAAAAAAAAGUAACAUGCAUUGUAUUUACACCAGUGUUUAGAGCAAAUUUACAAUUCCAUAUCGAUUCAAAAACGUCUUUUAAACAUGCAUGAUUUUACAUGUAUAUAGUAUAUUACAUAGAAAUUGUAAAAUGUAAAUUGUGUAAACUUAAAAAUAACUAAUAAUUGAUUUGAAGGAUGUACAGUAAAAGCAACCUUUGCUUCUUGUAAGGAGUCACAGUCAGUCAAACAGGGAACAGUAGAUCACCUCUCUUGUAAGAAGAUUGGAUAGGAUUUGAUCUGAUUGCCAGCCAGCGUUUGAGAUCCACACCGAUUAGACUUUAAAUACCCUUCUUACAGAAGAGGUAAAGCAGGCUACUAAAGCCUUCUAUGUAUAUGCAGACGACUUGUGUUUCAAAUGUGGCAGAUGCAGCUAUAGCAUCAUUGAUUUUAUGGUGGUACAGGCCAAAGUCUCCUUCCCUGAUGCAACAGUGAAUCACGCAAUAACUGCUGUUUGAUGUCCUGUCAGUGUGAAUCUCCAUGUAAACCUGAAUAGGACUUGAUCUGAUCAGGCAUCUUUUUUGCCACCCCCUCAACUUCCUGUUACACAAUGUCAUCUCCUCUAAUCAACAGCGCAUCACUCAAAGGCAUUUAAUCCUAUCCAAAUGGCUUUGGGACUACUUGGAAACUUCUUUUCUGCUGCUUUGAGGUGUAGUUAGGAGCUGUUGUGGUCACUGGAGGCAAAACUGUGCAAACACAUUUACUGUUUAAGUGAUGUGUUUUAUUUAUUUGACCAUGCAUUUACCUCAUUCCUCGUUCCUGCUGUACACAUUUUAUAUGAAUGGUUUCACCACCAGUUCUGUCUCCAGUGAUAAGAAUGAGCCCCCUUUUUUGAGAUAUCAAAUAAUGCACUGUAUACUUUCUACUUCCCAUCAACUGUCUUUCAGACAUUAGAAAUCUAUCAUUUGACGUAUGAG
Perca flavescens (yellow perch) is the source of this 4994-nucleotide messenger RNA. It is a transcript of the gene pde6c, whose product is annotated as phosphodiesterase 6C, cGMP-specific, cone, alpha prime. The record is from RefSeq and is a predicted model, not a curated record. Lineage: Eukaryota; Metazoa; Chordata; Actinopteri; Perciformes; Percidae. Gene Ontology annotation, molecular function: protein binding; 3',5'-cyclic-nucleotide phosphodiesterase activity. Gene Ontology annotation, biological process: signal transduction. The transcript is spliced from 22 exons. The coding region runs from base 215 to 2821 and encodes 868 amino acids.